Messenger RNA from Gopherus evgoodei (Goodes thornscrub tortoise), 3093 nucleotides. RefSeq names its product F-box protein 3 (gene FBXO3). The coding region runs from base 671 to 2062 and encodes 463 amino acids. The transcript has 11 exons. Lineage: Eukaryota; Metazoa; Chordata; Testudines; Testudinidae. The record is from RefSeq and is a predicted model, not a curated record. Gene Ontology annotation, molecular function: protein binding.
UGAAAAUGCUCAUGAGAGGAAACUUGACCUAUGCGACGUUACUGAAACCUGUACAGUGUUGUAGCUGUGUUGGUCCCAGGCUGUUAGCGAGACAAGGUGGUAGAGGUAAUAUUUUAUUGGACCCAUUUCAUGCACCUUGUAUCUCUAAUUACUGACACCUGGUGAGAUAACCAUGGUAUUUGGUUAUUUAAAUUGCUGAUUGUAACCUGUUUUCAGGAAGAUAGUGGAUAACAAAUGGGGGGAUGGCCCUAUACUUUAAAGAACCCAUUACAGUAUCUCCUUCCUUAACGUCUUCCUGCUUAACGUUGUUUUGAAGUUACGUCGCUGCUUUAUUAGGGAACAUACUCGUCUAAAGUUAUGCAAUGCUCCCUUACAAUGCCCUUUGGCUGACUUUACUGAGGGCACAUUGCACAAGUUCCUCUUCUCUGCCUCCUCCUCCUCCCCCUUCCUCCUUCCCUCCCAGUGCUUCCCCCGCUGCCAAACAGCUGUUUGGUGGCGCAUAGGACUUUGGGAGGGAGCGAGCAAGUGGGGAAGCUGCCCCCCCCUUCCCUCGGCAAGCAGGGCCACGUGGAACACAGUGGCUUUAGGGACUGCAGGGCCCUGGGCUAAGGGGGCCUUGGUGCCCUGGCCUGCAGUUCUAAAGCCCCUUUUGGAAUGUGGCCCUGUGAAAAUGGGCAGGAGGACCAGGGGCAGCCACACAGCCAGCAGCUGGAAAGAAGCAUCGCUUUCCCCUUCAAAGCUGGCUGGAGAGAAAUGGAGAGCCACCUGCACACCCCCUGCACCAAACAGAAGCUGCCCCAGCUGCUGCUAUGUAAGUCGAAGAUUAAACCAGCUAUCAAGUCAUGAUCCCUUGUGGAAAAGACACUGCAAGAAAUACUGGCUUUUAUCUGAGGCAGAGAAGACUCUGAGAAAGCAGAGCUGGAAGGCUAUCUUCUUAAGUAUUUACUCUGAUUUAGGAAGGUAUAUUCAAUAUUAUGCUACACUUAAAAAAGCGUGGGAUGAUAUAGAGAGAUACUUGGGACAGCGGUGUCCCCGGAUGAUUGGUUCUUUGAAAGAUAGUGUGCAGGAGGAAGACCUAGAUGCUGUGGAAGCACAAAUAGGUUGCAAACUCCCUGAUGAUUAUCGGUGUUCAUUUCGUAUUCAUAAUGGACAGAAACUAGUUGUUCCUGGGUUGAUGGGAAGUAUGGCACUAUCCAAUCACUAUCGUUCAGAGGAUUUAUUGGAUAUUGACACAGCAGCUGGGGGAUUUCAACAGCGUCUUGGUUUGAAACAAUGUCUUCCUCUAACCUUUUGCAUUCACACUGGCCUGAGUCAAUACAUGGCACUGGAGAGUGUGGAGGGUCGUAAUAAAUAUGAGAUCUUCUACCAAUGUCCAGAUCAGAUGGCCCGUAAUCCAUCUGCUAUUGAUAUGUUCAUUACAGGUACUUCUUAUUUGGAGUGGUUCACAUCUUAUGUAAACAAUGUCGUAACAGGCGGCUAUCCCAUCAUCAGGGACCAGAUUUUCAGGUAUGUUCAUGAUAAGGAAUGUGUGGCCACAACAGGAGAUAUUACUGUUUCAGUCUCCACAUCUUUUCUACCUGAACUCAGUUCUGUACAUCCACCUCAUUACUUCUUCACUUACAGAAUCAGAAUUGAGAUGUCCAAAGAUGCUCUUCCUGAAAAGGCUUGUCAGUUGGACAGUCGGUACUGGAGAAUAACCAAUGCCAAGGGUGAUGUGGAAGAAGUUCAGGGUCCUGGAGUUGUUGGAGAAUUUCCAAUAAUCAGCCCAGGUCGAGUUUACGAAUAUACCAGCUGUACUACCUUUUCCACUACUUCAGGAUACAUGGAAGGAUACUAUACCUUCCAUUGUCUCUACUAUAAGGACAAGUUCUUUAACGUCAUAAUUCCCAGAUUUCAUAUGGUGUGCCCAACAUUCAAGGUGUCUACAGCACGCAUGGAAACUAAUCAUAAUGAAUAUGCUAUGGAUGAAGAUGAAGACUCAACAGAUACUGAUGAUUAUGAAGACAGACAUAGAGUCUUGGAUAUUCCUGCCCCUUCUGGACGCUGUCCACGUCAUACCUGAUUGAACUUUUUUUUUUUUAAUAAUAAAAACUGUUGGGCAGAGAAGAAGUUUAACUUCCUGGGGCUACUACAUAAGACAGUUUCUGAAUAUUGUAAAUGAAUUGUUUCUUGUCCACAGCAGGACAACUAGCAUGAAUAUUGGUGCCAGUUCUAACUUUCAUCUGAUUGGACUAUAGGGAUUUUUUUUGAAGGGUGGGGGAAGGAUUUUGUGUGUGUUUUUCCCAAAGUGCAAAACAGCUUGACAGUCUGAGGUAAUCAGAUCUUACAUUUUUAAACUAUUUCUUAUUUAUGAUCAUAUACAAACAUGAUAUGGGGAUUUGUUUUUAUAUAAGCAUUUAAAACUUAACAACAGACAGAAAAGUUUGCAAAAAGAUAUAAAAUGGCCUUUCACACUGACUUCCAAUUGUUAAUUUCUGCUGAGUGAAUGAAAUUUGCAGUUAGGCCUAUGUAACCCCAUUGGGUUGGAUCAGGUGCUCCUGUACAUUUUAUAUUAAUAUACGGAUAGCAUAAAAUUCUGGUGACUGAGUGCGUAAGUUUGAAAUGAAAAACACUUUAUUUUUCAGACAAUCUGUCUUUCAACUUAGUUUAUAAUAAAUAUCUGAGGAUGAUCACAGAUACAUGCCUUUUGGGAUGUAGUAUAAUUCAUAAUCUGCUGUUUACUAACAAGCAAUUUCUCAGUUACUACAUAGUAUAAAUUUGUAAAUACUGUUUCUGAUUUUUUCCUUUAUAUGCUGUUUGCUAUCUGACUUUGUGGUAAGUGACACAAAUUUUAUGUGUAAGACUAAGUAUUAUCAUAUGUUUUCCUGAAUCCUAUAUGGAUUUUUGUAAUUAUGCUUGAUUCACAAUUGGGGCUUAGCAGUACACAGAUGUCUAAAAGCCUUAUAUUUAAAGAAACAUUCAUUUGUUCUAUCAUUUUAUUUUAUUUCCACUGCUAUUAAAAUAAAUAUAUUGCCUCCAUUGUUCUAAAUGUUACUUGGAACUAUUCCUCUUGCUAAGAGUAGAGCAAGGAAUUAAAAGUUGCAACUGAUGCCA